Molecule: messenger RNA, 1891 nt
Organism: Toxotes jaculatrix (banded archerfish)
Lineage: Eukaryota; Metazoa; Chordata; Actinopteri; Toxotidae
Gene: mkks
Product: MKKS centrosomal shuttling protein
Exons: 4
Coding region: 185-1891 (568 amino acids)
Biological process (GO): developmental process; intracellular transport; protein folding
Cellular component (GO): kinociliary basal body; nucleus; cytoplasm
Molecular function (GO): ATP binding
Source: RefSeq, a predicted model, not a curated record
AACAGGGAAGCACUGAAGGUAGCGUUUUCUUUCAAAUUUUGCACGGCGGUCUAAAAUAACACCAUGGUCACAAAAAAUCGUUCUAGGUAACGCUAAACUCAGUGUUUAACAUCAUGCCAAGCCACUUAAAUUGGUCCAAAGUGGUCCCAUGUUUUGCCACCGCUUCGACAACCUUGCGUAAGUGAUGUCUCGACUAGUCAAGAAAUCUCGAUCUCUUUGUACGGAUCUACCACUGGACAACACUGAUAUUUGUAACAAGCUUAGUUUGCUCAGGCAGCUCCUGACAUCUUGUUUUGGUCCGACAGGUAGACUAAAACAAGUUCAUAACAACAUCGGAGGGCACGUUGUUACCACCUCAACCUCCUCGGUUCUCCUACCAGCCAUUUCCUCCUCACAGUCUUUUGUCAAUCUGAUAAAGACCUCGAUUCUCAACCACGUUUCUCGUUUCAGUGACUGUGGUUUGUUUGCUGCCAUUCUUUGUUUGGCUCUUAUUGAGCAAGCGAGGCAGUCUGGUCUUAGAGGAUGUGUGGCUAUCAAAUUGAACAAGCACUUGUUGGGUCUGUGCACCAGUUACCUACAACGAGAAGACUGUGGUUGCAAAGUGAAGCUCGACUUCUGCAGCAGCCAGAACCUGAUCACAUUAGCUCGCAGUAUUACCUCCAGCAAACCAGCGUGUGUGCUAACUGAGCAAGAGACACUUCACAUCAGCAAGUUGGCUGUGCAUGCUUUUUUGCUGACUGUUCCCUGUGACAACCCAGGUACUGUCACACUGGGCAAGACAGUGACUGUCUCUGUUGAAGGUCAUUCUGUGCUAAACUCUGCAGUAUUACCAGGUUUACUAGUGGACAUUCCUGAUGUCUUUUGCCUCAAUAAGGCAGAGAACCUGAAUUCAAAUUCACUGCGUAUGGUGUUGUUCAGUGCAUCCCUUGCUGGAGACCUUUCUGAACUUGGAGAUGGGACAAUUGAGGUGCACUCAGGUGUAGAUACAGACUCGCAAAUUCUGGAUCAACUCCUGGAGCUCGGCAAACAGGUGGUUAAAGAUGAGGUGAAGCUCUUUGUUUGCCAGAAGGUCAUCCACCCGGUCCUGCAGCAAUACCUGAGGAGUCAAGGUGUCAUUGUGAUAGAGAGACUGGGAAUCACUCUUAUGGAGCCACUUAUUCAGCUGACAGGUGCUCAGCCAGUGGCCACAUUACAUACCACACUCUCAGCCAAAGCCUACGGGAAGGUGGGGGAUCUCAGUAUAAGGCAGUUUGGAUCCAAGACAAUGCUGCAUUUACACCCCACUGGGGAGUCAGCCAUCUGCACUAUGGUCCUCUGCCAUAGGAACGAGACAAUGCUAAGUGAGCUGAAGGUGCUGUGCCAGAAGACAGAACAUGUGCUGAGGCUCACCCUAAGGGAACCAUCUGCCUUACUUGGAGGUGGGUGUACUGAGACCCACUUAGCUGCUUACAUCAGACACAAGAGCAAUAAUGAGGUAACACAAGCAGCAUCGGUACUAGGGUGCUCACAGGCCGAGUACCUUCUUGGUGUGGAGGGAUUCUGCCACUCUCUGGAGUCUGUAGCCACAGCACUGGACCACAACGGUGGGAAUUCUUUAAUUGAUCUGACUCAUGCUCACCACUGGACUCUCCCUGCAGAUACCAUAAAAGGACACAUGGAGGAUAGCCUGGGCUUCUGUGGCUGUGGACUGGUGGAAAGUAGCCCGAGUAAGAAGUGGACUUAUCUGAGCACUAAAUACGCAGAGUUCUCACCCGCAUCCCCGUCUAGAGACACUACUCUGCAGCCAUGUGUGCUGGACUCCUUCACGGCUAAACUCAAUGCAUUGCAAGUGGCUGUAGAAACUGCUAAUCUUGCACUAGAUGUGAGAUACAUAAUUCAAGACGUGAACUAG